UCUGGCUCGGGAAGGUGGCCAAUUCCUUGUGCACGCAUAUGCAUGCACAAUAUGCACACGAGUAGAAAGAAGAGACAUAUUAUAUAUAGGAGUCAUAUUCGAAUGGGAAGGCGUAAAUAAGGGGGGGAUUCUGUGGAAUAAAUCUCGAUUGGUGGCGCCAUUCAGGGUUCUGUUUGUGUGAGGAGGAGGAGGAGGAGGGGGGCGAAGGGGGAGGUCUGUGGGGCACAAAGAGGAGCCGGUCAGGUGUGCAGGAGUCCCGGGCAGCGCCGGUCAUGACCACAGCUCCGCGCUGAGAGCUCGCAGCAGGAGGCAGAGCGCGCGAGGAGCCGCCCGGCGUCGCAGGAUGGCCAUGUGCUGCAAGCGUUCGGAAAACCACGUGGAGGAGGGUGGGGGCCCAGUGGCGUCGCCGCGGUGCCGCUUCCCGCACCGAGCGCUGUGGCUCAGCCUGUCGGCCUCCCUGCUCCUGACGGUCCUGGUCCUCGGCCUGACGUGGCACCUCGGGCUGUCACGGCCGUCCUCCCAGUCGUUGCAGGUGGUGAGGAUCACGGUUCCCGAUGAGGUCGGGCUCGCGAUCAACCAGACGGCGGUUGUGGACCAGCAGAACCACGUGGUGACGUUCUCCGUGGCCUCGGCACCAAAUCAAAGGUCCACCGUGGUCUUUGAUGUCAAACAUGGGUUGAUAUGUUACAAACCCGUCCACCAGGACAGCUGCUUCCUGCGAAAGAUGGAGCAGCCGGACUACGACCACGUGCACUCCCUGCUUCACGAGUCAGCGCACAAGCAGAGCCGGUUCCGCCUUUCUGCCAAUGAAACCCAGAGGCAGAUGGAGUUCCUGGGCGUGCUGGCAGCCAGUCAGGUGGAGGCGGCCGCGUUGGAGAAGCCGCUGCAGGCUCUGUGUCAGGACAGGUCCGUUCACUGGACCCGGAUGGCCAAGGGUCCUGGCAAACAGAGGCUGGUCUACUUCUGCAUCGACAUCUGCUUCCCCAGUAACGUCUGUGUGUCCGUUUGCUUCUAUUACCUCCCAGAGUGAUGGUGCUUUUCCUUCGUACUGUCCCAGCAAAUCAUCAGGGAAACAAAGUUGCCUUUUUAGCUUCCUUUAUAAAAAAACAGAAACAAGCCAGCAUUGAGUUUCCUUCGUGCCAUACAGCUGCCAGUAAACCAACGAACAGCCAACUCUUCGAGUUCCUGUCCGUCCUUCCGACAGAGAGGAGAUGGAGACAGGCUGUCACAGUUAUCACCACAGCCCCAUCGUCACCCUCGUCAUGGAAAAUGCCCUGUGAAUGUGGCAGACUUCAGACAUUGUAGAAUAAAAAUCCCCUUUUUUUGUACUUGCAUUUAACUGUGCAACUGUAACCACUGCUACAGUGUUUUCAUCUGUCUAAUAAAAGCCUGUUGGAUAUUUCCAAUGUCCAGUUUUUCUCAGGCUGGAAAAGAA
Messenger RNA from Betta splendens (Siamese fighting fish), 1435 nucleotides. It is a transcript of the gene bricd5, whose product is annotated as BRICHOS domain containing 5. Gene Ontology annotation, biological process: regulation of cell population proliferation. Bases 344 to 1030 code for a protein of 228 amino acids. The transcript is spliced from 6 exons. NCBI's taxonomy places the organism in Eukaryota, Metazoa, Chordata, Actinopteri, Anabantiformes, Osphronemidae. The record is from RefSeq and is a predicted model, not a curated record.